Molecule: messenger RNA, 669 nt
Organism: Guyanagaster necrorhizus
Lineage: Eukaryota; Fungi; Basidiomycota; Agaricomycetes; Agaricales; Physalacriaceae
Product: ribosomal protein L24
Exons: 5
Coding region: 16-423 (135 amino acids)
Biological process (GO): translation
Cellular component (GO): ribosome; large ribosomal subunit
Molecular function (GO): structural constituent of ribosome; RNA binding
Source: RefSeq, a predicted model, not a curated record
CCGUCGUCGCCCUCCAUGAAAUUCUCCGCAGACGUCUCUUCCUCGCGGCGCAAAGCCCGCAAGGCUCACUUCGAUGCUCCCUCAUCUGUCCGCCGAAAGAUCAUGUCUUCUGCGCUCUCCAAGGAGCUCCGCGGCAAGCACAACGCUCGCUCCCUACCCGUUCGCAAGGAUGACGAAGUUCGCAUUGUUCGUGGCAAGUACAAGGGGCGGGAGGGAAAGGUGACGCAGGUGUACCGCAAAAAGUGGGUUAUCCACGUUGACCGUGUGCAACGGGACAAGUCCAACGGCGCCUCUGCCCCCAUCGGCAUUCACCCCAGCAAUGUGGUCAUCACGACCAUCAAGAUGGAUAAGGACAGGCGCGCAAUCUUGGAUCGCAAGGAUAGGAAGAAGAACACAUCAACGGAUAUUGAGAUGGUCGAUUAAUUCAUUCCUUAGCUGUUGUCUCUUUCAUAUCUUUACAUCGACGUACAAAAAUCAUCCAUGUAUCUAUGCACUUGCGAAGAUAUGCCACAUGACAACCACUUUCUGUUAGUGGGGACUCCAGAAGACUCGUUGAAGUGAUGGGAUCGUGGAAGACCCACACGAUUGUCAGAAGUUUAAAUAUUCGUCUUCCAACAAGUGUAUUUUGCUCGGGGAAGAACUAGUUUGAAUCAUUCAGCGUUUAGAGGG